Panicum virgatum (switchgrass) is the source of this 953-nucleotide messenger RNA. RefSeq lists its product as uncharacterized. The record is from RefSeq and is a predicted model, not a curated record. The transcript has a single exon. NCBI's taxonomy places the organism in Eukaryota, Viridiplantae, Streptophyta, Magnoliopsida, Poales, Poaceae. Bases 7 to 744 code for a protein of 245 amino acids.
CGGCCCAUGACUUUAUGGGCCCGAAACGAGCCCGAGGCCCACAGCCAACGAGCCCACAGCCCACGAGAAAUAAACCUCCCCCUCGGUCUCGGAGACCAAGAAGUCCAAGAACCAAACUCCUCGGUGCGGCGGCGGCGGGACGCCAUCUUCUUAUUCUUCUUCUUCCUCCCCAAGAAGCUCCCCGCCACCUCGCACGCGCGCAGAUCGCACCGAAGGCAAUGGAGUCUCCCGAGCCCGCCGCGCAGCCCAGCCCCGCGCAAGAGCCCUCCACGCCAGCCGCGGCUGGGCGAGAAGAGGCGCCGCGGGAACCGGUCCCGGAAGCAGCCGCGGCGGCGGAGGCGGCGGAGGAGGCGGAGAAGGUGGAGGGGGAAGGGGGAGGAGGAGGAGGAAGGAGAGUGCGGGUUCUGCCUCUUCAUGAAGGCCGGGGGCUGCAAGGACGCCUUCGUGGCGUGGGAGGAGUGCGUCGAGGCGGCGCAGAAGGAGGGCGCCGACAUGGUCGAGCGCUGCUACGAGGUCACCGCCAACCUCAAGACGUGCAUGGAAGCGCACGCCGACUACUACGCGCCCUUGCUCCAGGCCGAGCAGGCCAUCAACGAGCGCGCCGAGGCCGCCGCCGCCGCCGCGGAAGGGGAGCCAGCGUCCGAUGGGGAGAAGAAGGGAGAGGCCGUGCCGCAGCAGGAUGCUCCCGCAUCGCCGGCCUCCGGCGAGGGGAACAAGGGAGAAGCAGUUGCCGAGAAGGUUUGAGUAACUAACAAUUGGUAGAUUGGUUAUUUAGGUUCAUACUUCCUGAGGUUAAUUUUUGGUUCCCUUUGUGGGGGAAAUAAGGCUGUUCCACGCUUAAUUGUUGGAACGAUGCUCAAUUGCUGGGACGUGGCAUUCAAUUUACGGAAGAAAUUUUGAUACUGUGCUGAUCUUGAUAAUGCUACCUGUUGAUUUAUCUCUUUCCACUGAAA